This is a messenger RNA of Alternaria atra, 1566 nucleotides long. RefSeq lists its product as uncharacterized. The record is from RefSeq and is a predicted model, not a curated record. The transcript has 2 exons. Bases 1 to 1566 code for a protein of 521 amino acids. NCBI's taxonomy places the organism in Eukaryota, Fungi, Ascomycota, Dothideomycetes, Pleosporales, Pleosporaceae.
AUGUCUUCAAAGAAAACUUUCCGUUUGAUCAAGGACUGGACAACUAAUUGUAUCAAACACCAUGAGCAUAGCAGGCCACAACUAGCCAGUUCACUGCCCAAAAGAAUCCUGGAGAUUAGGGUUGAUCAUAUAUACCUCAGAGAGCAACUCGUCAGCUCAGCUCCAUAUGCCUGUCUGAGUCACUGUUGGGGACCCGAUGGCCCAGCUAUCAGAUUGACAGCCAGUACUGUGGGUUAUUUGCGUGAGGGUUUGACUGUACCCGAGUUACCUAAGACAUUUAGAGAUGCUGUUGAGGUAUGUCGACAUCUUGAAGUGCAAUAUCUUUGGAUUGAUGCACUAUCAGGUAUUCUCCAAGACAAUAAAGAAGACUGGGAAGAAGCAGCGACCACGAUGGCCGACGUCUACGAGAACGCAUAUAUCACUAUAGCAGCUACUUUUGCUCAGAACAGCAACGGCGGCCUGUUCUCUUCCGCUCGUCCUGUCACGAGACGCCUGGACAGGCAUCCCCACCUCUUUAUCCGGGAGAUACCACCGUUCUUCCCCAGUGGCUUCUUUUCCGGAGACACAACAUCAUGGCCGCUGCUGACUCGCGCCUGGGUGUACCAAGAGCGAAGACUCUCGGCUCGUACUAUACACUUUGGAAAAUACCAGGUGUACUUCGAGUGCCAAAGUCACUUCGCCUCCGAGGAUGCUAGCGAAGACAAGGCAUGGAGACAAGAUGCGGAUCACAUCCAAGACCCCUAUGACCUCCAAUGGGGCGAUAAAAUUGUGGAUUGUGCGAAGAAUUGGCAAAAGAUCUUGAGGGAGUACACUCCCCUGGGACUAUCCUACGAGAGUGAUCGUCUACCAGCUAUCGCAGCUUUGGUUGAUCGAAUGUCGAUGCUGCGAAGAGCAGACGACGUCUACAUUGCGGGCAUGUGGAAGAACACUAUGCUUUCGGAUAUACUGUGGAUUGCAGACUCCAACCAACCGCGCCCUGCACGUUUAGUUCCCUCGUGGUCUUGGGCAUCAACUCAAAACGCAGGAGUUACGUGGUAUGCAGGCACCUUGCUCGACACGAGUAAGGUCGUCAACCUGGAGUAUACGGCAUUAGGUUCCGCUCAUCUUGGAGAUGUCAGCAAUGCUAGUAUUGUGCUCAGAAUCUCUGUAUUGAAUCUCACUGACGCAAAAACCCUUUCCCCAUUUGACGCAAGGGACCUCAAUCACCACAGAUCUUUGAAAGGCAUCCUGAGGUCAACCGACCUAUUCAAGUGGAAAAGUCUGAGGUCGUUUCAUCCUGUUUUCUACGCGGACUACGAUCUAGCCACCACCGACGCUGCGUACUCACCUAGGUGCGUCUUGAAGCUCUUAGUUUCGAAGGAUGCGAGUGGUGACCUAGGCGGACCUAUCAUUCGACAAGUAGCCAAGAAUUCUGCAGAGUACCAGAGAAUCGGCUUUCUUCGUAUACAUACGCGAAUCUUGAAGUAUUCAAACCCUGAAGUAACCGGUGGAUAUGCCGAGGAUAAGGAAGUACAAGUUGACGACUGGAUCCGGUCACUACCCGUGGAAGAAUUGAAGAUUAUAUGA